AUGGACAUCAAGUCUGCCGAGCACUGCGAGAAGCCCGACGUGGCUGUCCUGCAGCCCGAUGAGCUCCCUCUCCCAGAAGAGCUGGGUGAGCUCAACGAUGACGAUAGGGAGAUGAUGGAGAAGAGGCUUGUGCAUCGACUGGAUGUGACGCUUAUGCCUGCCGUCUUCCUGCUCUUCCUGCUCAACAUUCUGGACCGCAACAACAUUGCCAGCUCUAAGAUUGUCGGCAUCACAGACUCUCUCAACCUGUCCAAUGCGCAGUACAACACGUGCCUCCUCCUCUUCUACGUCGGCUAUAUCAUCACCCAGGUGCCGUCCAACAUGAUUAUCGGAAAGGUGCGCCCGUCGUACUACAUCUGCCUCAUCACUGCGCUGUGGGGAAUCCUGUCCAUGUGUCAGGGCUUCACCCGCGACUUCGCCGAACUGGCUUCUGUGCGGUUCCUACUGGGCCUUGUGGAAGCACCCUUCCUGCCUGCCGUCUUCGUCCUCAUGAGCUGCUGGUAUAAUCGGCGCGAGCUGCCGCCGCGCGUCGCAAUACUGUAUGGAGGAAACAUGCUCGCCACUGCCUUUUCGGGCCUCAUUGCCGCAGGGAUCACCGACCGUAUGCAAGACGUUGCCGGUCGGCCCUCGUGGUCGUGGCUCUUCAUCAUCGAGGGCUCCAUGACGGUCGGCAUCGCCAUCCUCCUUGUCCCCGUCCUGACUGACUACCCACUGCAGAGCCGCCAUGUCUUCAUCGGCCGGGACCUGCAGCUCUAUGCCGAGUGGCGCAUCCGCAAGGAGAAUGCCGGCCUGGCAGACGAGGAUGCCGACUCCGUGUACCGCGGGCUGCUGCGGGCCCUGGCAGACCCGAAGCUGUACCUUUUCGUCGCGAUGCAGAUGGCGCUCAUAACGGCACAGUCGUUCAACAACUUCUUCCCCUCUAUUGUCGGUACACUGGGGUACGACAGCACGAAAACGCUCCUGCUCACGUCGCCGCCCUAUUUCUUCGCCUUCUUCGUCUCGCUUGCCGUAUCGUUCCACGCGUCCGCCAGCAAAGAGAGGGGGUACCACACUGCUCUGCCGAUGGCCGCUGGCCUCCUAGGGAACAUGCUGGCCAUGUUUGUCCCCUCCACGGCGGGCCGCUACGUCUCCAUGUUCCUCAUGACGGCUGGGACGUACGCCCCGUAUAACCUAUGCGUCAGCUGGGUGAGCGCUUCGCUGCCGCGACCCCGUGCAAAACGUGCUGCCGCGCUGGCCAUUGUCAACUUCAUGUCUGCCGGUGUUGCGCACUUUUACACGUCGUACAUGUUUCCCGAUUCGCAGAAGCCGCGAUACUAUGCUGGUGGGGGCGUCAUGAGCGGCGCUUGCGUCGUCUGUGGUCUCAUGGCGCUGUUCAUAAAGUCUCGUCUUAAGAGGGAGAAUGCGAGAUUGGAGGAAGCUGAGAACCGCGGGGAGGUCACGGGUGUUUCUUUUAGAUAUGUACACUGA
Geosmithia morbida is the source of this 1467-nucleotide messenger RNA. RefSeq names its product transporter. Bases 1 to 1467 code for a protein of 488 amino acids. NCBI's taxonomy places the organism in Eukaryota, Fungi, Ascomycota, Sordariomycetes, Hypocreales, Bionectriaceae. Gene Ontology annotation, cellular component: membrane. The record is from RefSeq and is a predicted model, not a curated record. Gene Ontology annotation, biological process: transmembrane transport. The transcript has 2 exons. Gene Ontology annotation, molecular function: transmembrane transporter activity.